Molecule: messenger RNA, 719 nt
Organism: Rubroshorea leprosula
Lineage: Eukaryota; Viridiplantae; Streptophyta; Magnoliopsida; Malvales; Dipterocarpaceae
Source: the annotation of a GenBank genome assembly
GAGCUCCACUUCCUAAGUAAAGCAGAGAGAUUAGUGAUUAGGGUUUUUUCCAAAACAAUUAGGGUGGUUUUUAGGAACGAUUAAGGCUUCUUUCUGGGAACAAUUAGGGGUUUUGGGAACCUAAAAGCAUCUUUAGUUGGGGAUUUGGGAUUCGAAAUAAUCUGGGAUUAGAGUUUGAGUCACUAUACUAUAUCAUGAGUCAAUCUAUGGCAUCCCAUUCUCAAGGUUCUGAAGCAACAAGUGGAAAUAGGGGUGGGUUUUCAUACCUGAGUUCAACUAUGAAAGAAAGACUUGAUUCUGCCACUGUGGUGUUGUGUCUCCAAGGAAGACAACAUGGAUUGAACCACAUGCAGGAAGGAGGUUGUAUGGAUGCUGCUACUUGCGAUUUUGAAAGGUGUACUGAGAUGCUAAAGGAUGAAAUGGCCAGGGAGUUGGAGUGCAGGAUGAAAGCGAUGGGUGAUGGUGUUUGUGUUGGAGUUGAGAAUUCAGUUAGGAGGUUGAUUAAGAAUUUGUUGUUGAUUAUUUUAGUUGUUGUUGUGGUUAUUAUAGCAUUUGUUUAUGGUCAACUAUAAAAUGGCCAAUUCCUAAACUGUUUUUGUUAUGCUACUCUUUUUGUUAAGCUAGAAGGUGGUAGUUAAUGUAGACAUUGGUAGCCAUGUAGGGUUUUGUAUGUGUGAAUGUAAAGCAGCCAUGUCUCUUGUCAUGUAAAGCUAAAAGGU